AUGGGGGAGAAAGGAGUUGGACGGGGAAACGCCCUACACCAUCUCUGCCCGUAUGGCUUCUGGGGCUUGUACGGCCAAUGCGGCCUCCGUGCCCUGCCCGCGGCCCUGACGCACGCGCAGGUCCCCGCUGGCCGUUUGCGCGCCGUGCUGCUCAGGAGCGACGGCUUCCGCCGUGGGAUCGGCCAAAACGUCGACGGCCAAUGCGAUCUCCUUGCGCUGCCCGCGGGCCUGACGCACGCGCGGGUCGCCGCUGGGUCCUCCGACGGCUGCGCCGUGGCGCGCGGCAACAGCGUUGACGGUCAAUGCGACCGUCCCGCGUUGCCCGCGGACCUGAUGCAUACGCGGGUCGCCGCUGGGUUCUCGCGCGCCGAGCUGCUCAGGAGCGACGGCUACGCCGUGGCGCGCGGAAACAACGUCGACGGUCAAUGCGACCUCUUUGCGCUGCCCGCGGAGCUGACGCACGCGCAGGUCGCCGCUGGGUUCUUCCGCGCCGUGCUGCUCAGGAGCGACGUCUCUACCGUGGCGCUCGGCAAAAGCUUCGCCGGUCAAUGCGACUGCCCCGCGCUGCCCGCGGACCUGACCUACGCGCAGAUUGCCGCUGGGUCGCACCACGCCGUGCUUCUCAGGAGCGACGGCUCCGCGGUGGCACGCGGCGACAAUUCGACGCGUCACUGCGAUUUUCCUGCGCUGCACGACUUCGCCUACGCGCAGAUAGCCGCCGGGUUGUAUCGCGCGGUUCCGCUCAGGAGCGGCAUUUUUUCCGUUACCUGCGGCUUGCAUUAUGAUCGCCAAUGCGACUUCUUGGCGCUGCCCGAGUGCGCGAUGUUCACGCAGGUCACUGUCGUCUGUCAUUAUGUAUAUUUUCCUAAACAAGAAUCGCGCCGUCCUGCUCCAGAGCGAACGGCUCCGCAGAGGCUUGCAGCAACAACGAAAACUGUCAGUGCGACUUGCCCGCGCUUGUCCCAGCUUCUAAAUUCCGUCGCUCCUUGCUUCUGGGCGGAACACAAAGAAACGCAGAACAGCAGGUCUGUUAGACAUUCUAGCCAUAGUUUCGGCAAUGCUAUAUGGAAAAGGUAA
This is a messenger RNA of Prorocentrum cordatum, 1077 nucleotides long. Lineage: Eukaryota; Dinophyceae; Prorocentrales; Prorocentraceae. The record is from the annotation of a GenBank genome assembly.